Molecule: messenger RNA, 3057 nt
Organism: Cavenderia fasciculata
Lineage: Eukaryota; Evosea; Eumycetozoa; Acytosteliales; Cavenderiaceae
Gene: forB
Product: actin binding protein
Exons: 4
Coding region: 1-3057 (1018 amino acids)
Biological process (GO): actin cytoskeleton organization; 'de novo' actin filament nucleation; actin filament polymerization
Cellular component (GO): actin cytoskeleton
Molecular function (GO): profilin binding; small GTPase binding; actin filament binding
Source: RefSeq, a predicted model, not a curated record
AUGUUAAAUUUUAUUAAAGGAAAAGAUAAAGAUCAUAAAAAGGAUAAAAAAGAUAAAGAUGGCAAAUCAUCAUCAUCAUCAGCAUCAUCUGGAUCUGGAGCAACAUCACCUGCUUCAACAACUACAUCACCAACAUUGCCAUCACAACCAUCAGGUGAAGAUCUGUCACAACAAUUUGUACAACUGUUGGAAGAAUUGGGAGUACCAGAUUCUAAAAAGUCAGAGAUGAAGGCAUGGAGUAAUGACAAAAAGUGGAUGCUCAUCGCACAACACAAAGACAAGAUGCGUGAUAAUGAAGAAAAAAUGAAGCAAAAGGGUGGUCUCUAUGAAACACCUCAAUACUUUUUAUCGGUGCUUCGUGAAAAUGCAAUGACUCAAAAGACAAUCUCUGACCUUCGUGUCUGUCUUGCCUCCAACACCAUGUCUUGGAUUAAUUCAUUCCUUCAACUUAAUGGUUUUGUUGAAAUGCUUAAAAUAUUUCAAACUUUUCAAUUAAAAGCAGAUAAAACAAAAGAAGAUUAUGGAAUUAUGACAGAUUGUGUAGUUUGUAUAAAAUCAUUACUUAAUAGUCAAGUAGGUUUGAAAUGGGUCAUGUCAACAUCACAUACAUUCAAACUAUUGGUUCUAUGUUUGGAUUUAAAUUAUCCACCUGAACUCCGAUCACUCAUUCUUUCACUGACUGCUGCACUCGCAUUGGUUCCCCAAAUCGGUCACAACUUUUUAUUAGAGGCAAUCGAAAACUUUAAACAACAUACUAGAGAAAAAUGUCGUUUCUGGACUUUGGUUCAAGGUGCCAAACAAGUUUCAAAAUCUCAAUUACAAUAUGAAUAUUUUACAUCAUUUAUAACAUUUGUAAAUUCAGUUGUUAAUAGUCCAACAGAUUUACAAACACGUAUUGCGUUGAGAGCAGAAUUUACAAGUUUGGAAUUACUUGAAUUGAUUAGACCUGCAAGAGGCAAACAUGAAGAGUUGGAUGUUCAAUUGGAUGUAUUCUUUGAUUGUAUGGAGGAGGACAGCCAAGAGGUGGACUCGCAAUACACAGAUUUGGCUGCUGCCACCAUACAAGCUGAAACCCCACCAAGAGGAAACUCAUCGGCCGAACUUGACGACAUUGAUUUGUCAGUCUACACUGACAAGAUCAAGACACUCGAGACACAGUUAAAAUCACGUGUCGAUCAAGAAGAGAGAUUAAAAGAUACUCAAGAUAAAAUCCAACAACUCAACAAGGAGCGUUCGGAUCAAUUGGAAAAGAUUCGUCAAUUGGAAUUAAAAUUGGAUCAAGCUGUUGCAAAUGCUGCUAAUCAACCUGCUGUUGCUGUUAGUGCUGCUGCUGCUGUUGCGGGACAAGAGGAACCUGCUGCUGCUGCUGCUGGAGGACCUCCACCACCUCCCCCUCCACCUCCACCAGGUCCACCACCCCCUCCACCUCCACCAGGCGGUGCUGCUGGUGGGCCACCACCUCCACCUCCUCCUCCAGGCGGCCCACCACCCCCACCACCUCCACCAGGUAGCAAGGGUGCCCCAGGAGCUCCAGCAGCUCCAGCAGGGCCAAAUCUUCCAGCUCUCAAGAAGCAACCAACUCCAACCACCAAGAUGGUCGGUCUCCAAUGGAAAAAGGUACAAAACAAUGCCAUUGAAAACUCAAUCUGGAUGAAUGCCAAAGACUUUAACAUCAAGGAUCAACUCAAAGGAUUAGAGGAUUUGUUUGCCGCCAAAAAGCCAGCUCCAGCUGCUGCUCCAUCUUCAGGUGGUGCUGCUCCAUCCUCUGCCGCUGCAGGAAAACUAGGAGAAAGCUCAAAACAACCUGCCAUCUCUAUUCUAGACACUAAACGUUCACAAGCCAUUUCAAUCAUGUUGAGUAGAUUCAAAAUGCCAUUUGGUGAUUUGGCCAAGAUGAUCAACAAUCUCGACGCCAAGAUUACACUCGAGGACGCCAAGUCACUUGUCAAGUUUGCUCCAACACCAGAGGAAAUUGAAAUACUCCGUGAACAUGAUGUUCAUUCUCUUGGCAAACCCGAACAAUUCCUCUAUGAAAUGUCAAAGGUCAACAGAUACACUGAAAAGUUGGAAUGUUUGAUAUUCAAGCAAAAGAUGGGUGACCAAAUCGAAGAGUUGACACCAGAGAUUGAUGUGUUGCAACGUGCCAGCGAGCAAUUAAAGACGAGCAAGUCAUUCCACAAGCUUCUCGAGUUGGUAUUGUCGUUGGGUAACUUUAUCAAUGGUGGUACACCACGUGGUGACCUUUAUGGUUUCAAGCUCGACUCGCUUUCAUCGCUGUCCGAGAUGAGAUCGACCACCGACAACAAGACCACUCUUCUCAGCUGGAUUGUUCAAUACGUCACUGACAAGCAACCUGAAAUUGCACCAUGGAUAGAGUCGAUUGCCGCCGUUGAAGAGGCCAAGCGUAUCUCGCUGCAAAACAUAAAGUCAGAGGUUGGCAGUCUCAAAAAGGGUGUCAAUUUGCUCAAAAACGAAGAAGAGUCGAGUGAAGGUGCUGCCAAGGCCAUCAUCCAAUCGUUUAUGAAACAAGCCAACGACGCUGUCGCCACGAUCGAUAAAAAGGCUACUGCAGCAUCCGAAUCAUUUGCACAGUGUGUUGCCUUUUACGGUGACGACAAGUCUGCCACUCCAGAAGACUUUUUCGCCAAUGUCAGUAAAUUCAGAUCAGAUUACAAGCGUACUAUUGAACAGAUCCAACGUGAAAAGGAGAGUGCCAACAAAUUAGCUGCCAAAAAGAGUAUCAGUGCCGGUAGUGGCCCAAAUGCCAACAAACCAGGCGUACCAAUGCCAGGUAUGGGUGGCAAACCACCUGCCUUUAAACCACAAGCACAAGCAACUAAUCCAAUAUCUAGCAACGCAUUCCCAACCAUCAUGGCUCCCGUUGGCGAUGACAAUGAUGACAAACCAGGUCAAGGAAAGUUUAUGGAUUCUCUAAUGUCUUCAAUGAAGGGUGGAAAAGCUAUCUUCCUAUCGAGAAGAGCAAGUCAUUAUAUUGGUGAUGAUAAAGGUGAUCAUUUAGGUGCUUUAAAUAAUGCUCUAAGUAGUAAACAUAAUUAA